Messenger RNA from Spirometra erinaceieuropaei, 6979 nucleotides. The record is from the annotation of a GenBank genome assembly. Lineage: Eukaryota; Metazoa; Platyhelminthes; Cestoda; Diphyllobothriidea; Diphyllobothriidae.
AUGGAGUUGGCAAUAGGCAAUGUCGUAAGUGUCUUUUUGUUUCCAAGCACGUGUUCAUUUAGACGUACAAUCUUACAAACUUGCCUGAAGAAGAGGUCGCGAGACUUAGGCACAUGAAAGUACACGAGGAACACCGCGGGCACGAAGCAAUGCAUCUGGAAAUGUUUCUGAUAGUGGUGCUGUCUUCCUUUGCCGCCCAGUUUGCCUUGAUGGCUUGGAAGAAGUAUCACUAUAAGACAUACCAUAAGGCCACGCUUCUUGGUAUGUGGGUCUUUCCGCUGAUAUAUAGCAUAUAUAUGGUUUACGUACGCUUCGUCAUCGUUUGGACUCUUUUCUCGCUAAUGACGGGGGUCAUGGUGUAUCUAAGUUCGCGACCUCGCAUCAGCACAUCUACACCAAGGUACUUACCUUUUCACCUAUGCACCGUUUUCUUUAUUCAUCGAAAGAUGGUCUAUCCGCGGAAUACUAACUAAAACAAAAGGGGUCACCCUUUUAUUGGGGAAUUCCCCAAUAAAUGCGAACUAAAAAACCGCACAAGCCUUCAGCAUGCCCAUUUCUCGAAGCGGUUUCAUUAGAGUAACAUUAGUGACUAGUCGGUGUUGGUUCAUUCGCUCGGUUAAGCCGCCACACAGCCCUUUUGGAUAACAUCACCUUGCCCGUCAUCGUCUACCCUUAGAAUUAAUAGAAACCCAGACGGGAUGUCUGGCCGCCUCUAGCCUUCUGUUUGACGUGUUCCAACGGGGCUUUUAUUGUGAGAUGUGCCUCUACACAUAAUGGGUCUUCGUUAACUAUCGUACUCGCUAAAUGGUUUAUUUGCGUACUCGAAUCGGAUGUUGAAGAGCAGAAACUGGUUGUUGAUAUUGCCAUAAAUUUAUUGUUUGAAUUCAGAAUUCAAGAAGGCUGAAAAGAUAGUCUCCAUGGCCAGAUAAGUAGAUGUUGGGUUAAUUAAAGGUUUAACAAGGUCAACGCAGACCUGUAGCUAGCGUGGCAUUGUUUACAUAUGCGCAGGCAGACUUGUCUACUUCAUGGCCUAGCAUAGAUACGAAAUACAAUCUUCUACUCGGCGAAGGAAGAAAACCAGGUUAAGAAGUAGGGGUAGCAUUCAAUGUGUAGAUUAACUGGUCACCCAUUUUUACUGGGAAGGCCACUUCUUCACUGAAAGCUCAGUAGGCUGGCGAAAAACGAUGAGUUUGUGCAUGACGUUGCUUCUCUCCGUCUAAACUUGUUUCCAGCGGUCUGGGACGUUGAAUAUGUAUUAAAUCGCUCUUUUUAGGCGUGUCUACUGGUGGUUUCUUCUGCUGCACAAGAUUUUCUACACCAUGUCAGUUGGAGGUUAUGUGGUUAUCCUGCUGGCUAUGUUCGUCCCGGACCUCUUUCCGCCAGACGUGGUUUUCGUGCAUGCUGGCUUUGCAAUGCUCUACGGUAUCUACUACGGUCUGAUUGCGCGAGACUUCGCUGAAGUCUGCACGGACAAAAUGGCUGCCCAUAUUGGCGUAAGUUAUGCCUCCCAUAGUUCUUGCCUGUCGCGUACUAUUUACCCACCGAUAGUCCAAGGACAGCUAACCGCAGCAGUUGUCGGUUUUCUACUAAUUGAUGUCUUCAGCUGCGCAGAAGGAUUUUGGGACUCGUCUGCUAUAGGACACUUCGAAUUUUCGUAAAUAAAAUAAACUGUCUUGAUAUCACACGAUAAGUCGACGGCAAGCACGUCUUUCCCUUGUAAGGUUGAUUUCUUUAAUAAAAGAUGCUGGAUAGAAAAGUUUCUAAGCUCUUCGGAGGGUCGAAAUGUCCACGUCUUGUUUGAAUAUCUUCACACCUUUAUUUCGCGAAAAUGCGGUUGCUGUUAGUCUCGGUUUGCUCUCCUUCGAUAUAACUGUAAUUCGUUUUCAGGCUAAUUUGCCUCGAACGCCUACACAUCUGUAAGAAAAUGAAUACUUAUUAAAGUCUAUUAGUUAUGAGCAAACUUGUUAGACCUUUGUACGUUGUUACCACUCAUACUUAUAUGCAUAGUUUUUCUAGGGUAACUCAAAGCGUCCUAGGUUUCGCCUAUUCAUAUCAUAGGUUGAGUAUGCAUCCCCGUUAUAUGCGCUGUUUCUGGAGAAUAAAUCACACCUUGGAGUGUUACUACUUGGGUAGCCUAAGCCCCCUCGUCAAUAUCUAAAGCCAACAUUCUUAUUUGUUUGACGCGGCUUCCAUCACACGACCGACUACUUUUAGGUCGCCUGUAUUCCAUUAAUUAUGUUAGGGGUUAGACAGGGCGUUCCCUUCACCAAACUGGAAACCGAAUGAGCAGAAAAUAAGACGUCAGGUUGGUACAUCAAGCGAUCUUAAUUUCCCGUCGAGGAUUUCGUAGCCAACGUGAAUGCAUUCUGUUCGACUUAUACGUAAUUCACACGACCAAAAUUUAAGAACGUCCGGUGCACAUUAAUUGACACGGUCUGUGAUCAUGGUUUGAUUACCCAUUCAUACUGUUAACAACUCAUCCGCCUAUAAUAAUCAGAUAAUAUUUUGUUCCAAAUUUAAAUGCUCCACCCUGUGUGGCUGUUUUUAAAUUAAUUGAAUAUCUUCCGAAUCAGCGAUCAACAUAUUGACUUUUAUCACAUCUUAUUUCGCCUGUUUUGUUGGGGCAGCUGCUGUAUGAGCCGCUGCUUUUGGGUUAAAAUGUUCUGUGAUAGUUUAGAGAGGUGCAUAGUGCAUUCCUGAUUGCUCUACCUAGUUACAGGACAAGUUGGUCCAAACAAGGCCUUGUUAUCUGACACCACAAUCUUUCUUUCGAACUAUCUUUUAACAAUUCUCCCCAGCGUCCAGAUCAUCUUGAAUUUCCAACCCUCCUGUGUCACGUUGUAUGUCCAUAAGCAGUUUAACAUGGAUUUUAAUUUGUGAUCGGGCACUGGGAGUCGGCACUGGGGCGUUUUUCAGAAAGCACACUGAAAAAUAGGAGGGCGGAGCCCAACUUAAUCACUAGGUGGUCACACCUAAACUGGUUAGAAACGUUCGUCUCUGUCUUCUGGCCCUUACCGGCACCUCUUCUCUGCUAAUCCUUUCUGACGGGCCAUUGUCAAUAACGUGCGUCCCAGAGGAACGUAUUCUGUGUUACAUGAAAACCAGAUCUGUGAGCAUUCCUGCAUGGAUAUUUUCGGUCGUUCCAUGGACCCUUGAGUCAGUAGUAGAGCGCCAAUAUCUACUUUUCUCUAAAAGUACGUCUUUAAACUUAAAUCCCGCGUCUUUCUGGCCCGAUGUCGGACAGUUUGUGAUUGAUGACGACGGACGGGCUAGGAACGGUUGCGAUGAUAAUACUGGUAGAAAAGUUGCGUCUGAAAAAACAACCUGGAGUGACUGAUAUGUUCAGGGAGGACGCUUUUAAAGUUUAUCUUCAACUUUGUUUGCAAACCAAACUAGAUUUGGCGAUAUAUCGAACGCCUGUCUGGAUCCACGACCUGGUUGGCUGAUUCCCGUUCUAAAUAAUUUAACUAGCCAGAUGUGCGUUUGGAUGCCUGUUCGUGCGCAGUGUCUUACGGGCGCGCAAGUCUCACACAAAGACAAAAUGAUGCUCAAAAUGUGCAAGAACUCUUUUGGGAAUGGACUGGGCCAGUUCUGAAUUUGGCAGUAGUUGACAUGUUCUCUGAAUGAGCAUUACCUUACAAGUGUCCUCUCACCUGCUUCGAUUUAUCCAUCUUGUUUUCAGUAGUGGCUAAAAAUCAGUGGGUUGUCAUAAUUUCCUAGGUUUACAUUCGGGUAGAAAAGACCUACCAACUGGGCCUGUAUUACGCCGUCAGUUAUUGAAAUGAGUCGCCGAAUAAACCGCUACUUUGGUAGCCUGCACAUACUCUGUUCUUUAUUGCUCGAGUUUUAUGUUGACUAGUAGAUCAAAGAGCAUAAGGCGACCAUUGCGACAGCCCUGUUUUCGAUUUGAAUUUUUGAACGACUCACGCAAUCAUUCAGCGUCAGAUGCCAACGAGUCUGGCGCACAGCUAGCAUUGCAGGGAGGGGUGUGCAUCAGCCUGCCCUUUUGUCCCCAUGAGCCCGCGUAGUUAUUUGCCUGUGCCUAGCUGGGGGUGCCGGAGACAACUGCUGGGUGGACGUUGCGCGCUGCCCUCUGGUGAGGUUUCCAGUCUAUAAGGUGUGUUUGUAUCGUCGAGUGAACUUUGGGAAGCUGAAUAGAACAGUUAGUCGAGUGGGCGUCUGACGACCAUGGUUUUUGCGCCUGUCUUGCCGUAUGAUCAUUGUGCCGGCCCGCGAUCUCGACUGCGCCAGUCAGGUGCUGUGCGUCACCUCUGCUUUCCUACCCAACCUUCAACCCACUAGCUGGUGCUCGACUUCUUGCCCGUGAUUGUCGGCCGGUUUUCGCAGCACAGUUGCAUUCUCCACAACUACGUUUUAGAUAGUUUGUAGUGCAUAAUUUCUCCGCCCCUGACGAUCGGGUCUUCGGUCGCAUCAUUUGAUGACGAGUCGGUUUGUAGACAAUUCCAACUCAGAGUAACUACAACGUUCACGCGACGACCUCCGACGUAUGCAAUAAUUCACCACAAUGUGGAUUGUUUGACUUUCUCUUCUGUAACUCUGUAGUCGCCCCACUCGAUGGACUUCCGUGGUAACCCCCAGCCAUGAGAAGGUUCAGUCCGGCUUUGUUGACAGUUGGCAUACCGCAAUGAGCCUCCACCCUUUGGUAGGGCGUGCAUGCAUAGCUCAUUUCUUAUAUCAGCGGGUAGAUGCUGUUAAAGCGUAGGAUCUGCAUCGUGUUCAUCGAUCGUCUGUGGGCCGUUGUCAUCAGUUGUCUUCUGAGUGACUUGGCGACUGACAGUGGCACUUACGAAGGCGAGUCGUUUGAGCGCCUAUUCCAUAGUGAAUCACAUAUCUCGACUGAUACUCGAAACUCACAUCUCCGCUUCUAUCGCAAAAUUAUUGUUCGUUUUGUGGGCACACAUACAAAACCCCUACAUGGUCGUAUUUCAAUGCGGCCACCCGAUUUCAAGACAAGGAUACCGUAAUAGGCGAAUUCUUGUUUCCCUUAUUGAGGUGGGUCAUCAAAACGUAGACCUUUCAGCACAGCAGUGCGAUUGAACUGAGCCGCAAAAAGUGUUCCAUCAAGGCUGGAACAAGAAUCCGGCAUAUGCGAGCCCCUUACCGUGUGGUGCAGCGGUUGAGAGAGGCUAGCCAGACAAGUGUGCACUACCACAUCGCCUUUAGUCCAUUAGCUCCAUGAAACCAAUCAAGCCUAGAUUUUACGCACCAUCUGCGACCACAGACAGCGCGCCUUUCUGUAGACGCCAGCAAUCUGGGAAACGCCCGUCAAACCAGCGCAUUCGGACAGCUUGUGCCCCCCAACACAUUGAUGGAAGUCCUGUCGAUCAGACUCAAGUGCAUGCUGCCUUUGAUCACCGGUCCACCCGCUAGGACCAGGCUGCCACCCAGCGGGUUAGUGACCCAGCCAGUAUACUUAUACUCACGAGAUGCCUAGAUCAGACACGGAGAUCUAGAUUCGGCAGCCCACGAAACAGACCUCUUGCGGAUUAUAGGUUAGUGAGGUCUGUUCGCUCAGUCUAUGUAACUGUCAGUGUUUGAUUCGCAGACUACUAAGGCUCAGGAUAACAAGGGCGUCCGAACACAGCUGACAUGUUAGUUGUUAUUCAGCGACCAUUUCUCCUCUCGAACCUUGUAGCCUUUCUUAUUUUCCCUGCCAACGAGUGAUUUUGCACCUCGCUGUUUAGUACUACACCGCCGACGGAAUGCCAACUCGACGCAUUGAUCCGGGCGUCUGUGCACUGUGCACCAACAUCAUGCAAAACGACGAUGUGGAGAAGAAGUACCGACUAAACUGUUCUCAUGUGUAAGUGUCGCUGUCCUCCUAGCCUGAAAUUCAUUUUUAUACUUAAAAUCCGAAGGCACACCAAACGCUGCAAUCCGCCGACGUUCAUCACGACAGACGCAGACUUUUUGGCAGGUUUUUUAAACUUCAGCUGUUUUCAGUUGUAUGUAAGACCAACAGGAGUGUUCAGCAACUGUGAUUUAGUCGUCCAGUUCGUACGCCGACCAUAAUCACAGUGGGCGUUAACCCCGUCGCAGGAACCAACAAAAGUUCGUUUGUGUGACAUCUUAGGGGAGCUUAUCAUUCUGGUGUCGGCCUCCGUGUGUGGUUGCAGACCUUAUCUGUGGGACAGCGGAGAACACUUGUGCAGUUAAAAACGCACUUUUAGAUCGCUGUCGAGGGUAGUUUGGUACUGCACUAGUAUGGAAUCGGACUCAGUGCCUUAAAACAAAUGCAAACUUUCUUGUCACCCACGAAGACCGUCCCCUUGUAGCCGUUAGAAUGUUUUUUUUCGACUAAACCACGUCGGUCUACUGAAAUCAAAUCCAAUAUCAUAGAUGUGCAUCUUUCCGAUUUUAUGCGGCUAGGUAGUGUACACACAGAAUCGGCGCGUUCCCAGAGUCCCUGUAGCACCUAGCGUUCCGCGAUUACACUGGGAGACGUAUGACAAUGAUCGUGAGCACGGCUUCUCUGUGACAAGUCAAUCCUGCUAAGCGAGAAAUUGAACUGAUGGCCUCCACGACUAACUGAGAGCGUACAAGGUUGAAAUCAUUAACUUUCACAUAAGCGAAGGUCGAAUAAGGGCGCUGUUCAGUAGCCUGAAUCUGAUGCCUAUUUUUACUUCCAAAUUUUAGCUUCCAUGAAUUUUGCCUGCGCGGGUGGUGCAUCGUUGGCAAGAAGGAUAUCUGCCCCUAUUGCAAGGAGAAGGUCAACCUAACGAAGAUGAUUAAGAACCCGUAUCCUUUUAAUCUAUUUUAGGCUAUUAUAAGUCGUUCAUGCAUGCACUUUUACCGAACAAAUUUGAGUUGUUUCCCUUAACGCGAUUAUCUCUGUAGGUGGGAGAAACCCCACAUCCUGUUUGGUAAUCUCCUGGACGUGAUUCGAUACCUGAUCGCCUGGCAACCCCUCAUCCUAUUCACUGUCCAUGUCGUCAUUUAUCUUCUUGGCUUGAAAUGA